AUGCCUGCACUAAAACUUCUGCAGUAUCCAGCACUCCUGCAGCAUCCGGCUCACUCCUGCAGUAUCCAGAACUCCUGCAGCAUCCGGCUCCUCCUGCAGUAUCCAGCACUCCUGCAGCAUCCGGCUCACCCCUGCAGCAUCCAGCUCACUCCCAGCAGCAUCCGGAACUCCUGCAGCAUCCGCAGCACUCCAGCAUCCGGCUCCCCUGCAGCAUCCGGCUCACCCUGCAGUAUCCAGCACUCCUGCAGCAUCCGGCUCCUCCUGCGGUAUCCGGCUCACCCUGCAGCAUCCUCCUGCAGCUUCCAGCACCUCCACCAACACUGUCUCCAAGCACAUGAAUCAAUUCAGUUGUAUCCCACCUCUCUCUCCUUAUCUAUCUAUCUAUCUAUUAAAAUUAAUCUAUCAAUGAAAGAAACUGUCAUUAAGCUUUCUUUCUUUCACUCUAUCUAUCUAUCUAUCUAUCUAUCUAUCUAUCUAUCUAUCUAUCUAUCUAUCUAUCUAUCUAUCUGUCUUAUAACUUUUUUAAUAUUGAACUUCUCUCUUUCUUCAAAUUUUCUUCCUUCUUUCCACUUCUUCCUUCCUUACUUCCUUCCUUACUUCUUGUUAAUACAUUGUUUUUUUUUUUAUUCCUGA
Molecule: messenger RNA, 633 nt
Organism: Acanthosepion pharaonis
Lineage: Eukaryota; Metazoa; Mollusca; Cephalopoda; Sepiida; Sepiidae
Source: the annotation of a GenBank genome assembly